AAUUCAAAGUGAAAGCAGAUCUGUGAGAAAGACGGACACUGUAUUUCCUUUCAUUCCUGUGAAUAAUCUGGAUUUUUUGAGAGUUUGAAAGAUAAUUUGACAACUGUCACUAACUGUCACUGGCAUUUUUGAAAACUAUGUGAACAGACAUGUCCAUCAGCCACAUGAUCCUGGAGCAGCUGGAUGAACUUGUCCAGGAGGAGUUCAGCAGAUUUAAGUCGUUCUUGAAGAAGAACAUGGCACAGGGCUUCAGCCCAAUUCCCCGCUCCAGACUGGAGAAUGCUACACAACACAUGCUUGUUGAUGAGAUGGUGGAGCGAUAUGGACCACAGGAAGCCGCCAGAAUCACCGCACAGGUUCUGAGACAGAUGGGACACAAUGCAGUCGCUAACAACCUGGAAAAGCAACUGGCAGAAGCUUGUCCAGAAGUGAACAGGGCAUCUCCCUCUUCUUCCUCUAAGACUGCUGGAGUCUCACAAAACGUCUCCACUGCAGGGGAGAGCAACAUUUAUGCUCCUGUUCUGUCAGGAGGAAACUAUCACGGCCCGGUGAACAUUAGCUUCACCACCACACCAAAGACCUGAACAUGCUCCUGUUCCACAUGGGGGGUUUUACUUCAGGGAUUAGUGAAGGCCAGAGGCAGUAAUGUGUGUAAAGUGUAUUUGAGAUUAAUUGAAAGGUUUUUAUGAGGUUAUAUAUUGUUGCUCCCUUGACUAGAUUUAGAUGAUUUUCUCUCAGGCUCCUGAAGCACUGACUCCAGCUGCAGUCCACUCUUUGUGAAUCUCCACAAAUUCUUGAAUGGGCUUCGUUUCACCUUUUUGCUACCACAUUUUUCAUUCCGUUGAACUUUCCAUGAAUGUGCUUGGAUCCAGCAGUCUGUGAACAGCAGCUUCUUCACCGAUGAUCUUUUGUGUCUCACCCUCCAUGUGCAGGGUGUCAAUGAUCAUCUUCUGGACAACUGUCAAGUCAGCAGUCUUCCACCAUGAUUGUGGAGACUGAAUGAGACUGAGACGCCAUUUAAAGACUUAGAAAACCUGAGCAGGUGUUUGGAGUUAAUGAGAUGGUUAAAGUGAGACAUCAUAAGUCUCCAAUAUUCACUUUUUCACAAUUUUCUUAUUUUCUGAGAUACUGAAUUUUGGGUUUUUAUCAGCUGUGAGCCAAAAUCAUCAAAAUGAAAACAAAUAAACACUUGAAAUAUAUCAGUGUG
Messenger RNA from Silurus meridionalis, 1207 nucleotides. Its product is annotated as caspase b-like. Bases 150 to 584 code for a protein of 144 amino acids. The transcript is spliced from 3 exons. The record is from RefSeq and is a predicted model, not a curated record. Lineage: Eukaryota; Metazoa; Chordata; Actinopteri; Siluriformes; Siluridae.